This is a messenger RNA of Paramisgurnus dabryanus, 3800 nucleotides long. It is a transcript of the gene pld5, whose product is annotated as phospholipase D family member 5. The record is from RefSeq and is a predicted model, not a curated record. Lineage: Eukaryota; Metazoa; Chordata; Actinopteri; Cypriniformes; Cobitidae. Gene Ontology annotation, molecular function: catalytic activity.
CUUACAGAUGCUUGAAGUCAAAGAUUUAUGUUUUAUGCGCUUGUUAUUUUCUUGUGUCGUCCUUCUAAGAAAGCCAAAUCCAUUUUCGAUGUACCAGGAGAGUUGUGCUUCACAGGGCAGGUGAGGAGGAUGCAGAUGGGAGGGGGUUAGUUUGAUGUUAGCCCAGCAUUGGAUGUUUCGAGAGAAGAGAGGGAGUGGACCAUAUCUUUCCCUCUCUCUCUCUUUCACGCCCUGAAUCAUUAUGGAGUUAAGGAGAGAAAACCGCACACACAUGCACGCAGCCAGAAGAAGGAUGCAUGAGCUGAAACAAAAAGCACAUUAUCUGUUAACCAAGAUCUCCUCGCUGAGACCUGCGUUCCCAUCAGAGCCAUGAUGAGCGUGAGGGAGAGGCUGAGCGGGACACGUUACCAAGGAGACUGAAAUGAUGGAUCGUACUAGCCACUCGGUUUACACACCGUUUCCCGAAGUCUGAAUGAACUUAAAGCUGUUAUGCCUGUCUCUGCCACUCAGGAUAACACCAUGAAGUCCCAGCAGAAGUGCAUUGCUGUGUUCGCGCUGGUUUGCUGUUUUGCUGUCCUGGUGGCUCUGAUCUUCUCUGCUGUGGAUGUUUGGGGAGAAGAGGAGGAUGGUGUAACUGAGGAGAACUGCAGCAAAGAUUGUCGUAUUGUCCUAGUUGAGAACAUACCAGGAGAGCUGUCAUUCAAGUCCAAUAGCACAACUCAUCUCACCCUCACAAUGGGUCUCAAUCAUCUUUUGGACCAAGCCAAGCUCUCAGUUGAGAUAGUGUCCCCAUACUGGGCCCUGACAUCCACUGAUCAGGGGUCACGGCUUUAUUCCACCUAUCAGGGUCAGUUUUUGUUUCAGAGAUUGCUAAGUCUGAAAUCUCGAGGUGUUAAAUUAAAGAUCGCCAGUGACCAGCCGAACUCCGCUGAGCUGAAAGGCAUGUCGGACCGCUAUGCAGAAGUGCGCUAUGUCAACAUGACCGCCCUCACCAAAGGAAGACUUCUGUCCUCAUUUUGGGUGGUGGACAGGAAGCACAUUUACAUCGGCAGUGCUGGCAUGAAUUGGAAGGCGCUGUCCAAGCUCAAGGAGCUUGGUCUUGUAGUGUACGACUGCAGUUGUUUAGCUCUGGACCUGCACAGGAUUUUUUCAUUGUAUUGGCAGCUGCAGUACAGAGACUACAUCCCUUCGAUCUGGUCCAAGAGAGUUACAGCCGUGUUCAGCAAAGAUGAACCCCUCAAGCUCAGACUCAACAAUACAGACGCAUCCGCAUACGUGUCGACGUCACCAAAGCUCUUUUGCCCAAAGGGUCGAAGCAGAGAUAUAGAUGCUAUGCGUCAGGUGAUCCAAACGGCGAGGAGAUUCAUCUAUAUCUCCGUAACAGAUUACCUGCCCCUGUUGAACCGCAGCUUGAAAGGAUUAGCGACAAGAUACUGGUCACCAGUUGACGAGAUGCUCCGGGAGGCUGCGGUCCUGAGAGAGGUCAAAGUUCGUCUCCUAAUAAACAUGUGGACACGCACACACCCGUUGACAUUUAACUUUAUGACAUCAAUGCAGGCGCUGUGCACAGGGCUUCCCGGCUGCUCUGUCGAGGUGAGAUUUUACAAGGGCAAGGAACAGACGGGUGGAUUUCAGCAGAGAGUAAAUGAAAAUAAAUUCAUGGUGACAGACAAUGCGGUAUACAUCGGGAAUCUGGACUGGGUUGGCAGUGACUUUGCCUUUAACGCAGGAGUCGGGCUGGUGAUUGAGGAGUCCCAGAACCAGACUGAGGACAGGCAGAACUCUAUUGUAGAGCAGAUGACUGCCGUAUUCGAAAGAGACUGGUUUUCACCCUACACAAUAAGCCUGCAGGCUGGCAGGAAUAUCCUGCAAGAGAGCCCAAACACGUGGCAGAAACUACAGGCAGUGAAGAUAAAACCACAGAGCACAGAACGUAAAUGAGCGGAGGGAGGGAGUUUCUCUAAAGCGGGACCAAUGAGCAAAGCACACAACCUUGCCUCGGAAAACCUGUGCCAUGACUCUCAACAUUUUAAUGGAAUUCAAUUAUAAUCUUUAAAGGAUUUUUGUGGACCAUUUUUACAAUUUUAAUAUGUUUUCCUGUAAUACAGGACAGUUAUAAUGCAUGCUUAUUUAGAUAAGCAACCAGUGUGUGUGAGGACUGUCUACUAAAUAUACAAAAUAUUCAGAUCUUGGGCUGCUCAUGGAGAAUUUUCAUGAAAGGACAUUGCCAAAUUUUUAUAAUGUUUGUGUAAAUAGGUUUUCAUCAAAAUGCUAAAUAGCUCAUUAACAUAUGCAUUUUUUAAUAGUAGAUAUUUUUUUCGAAAAUACAAAAAUACUUUGUCGUUUAACUAAAUAUUAUAACAUGCCUAUAUAUGCAAAAUGUUUACAUGAUACCGCAUGCACAAUUUUUUCAACCUUGAAUCAAUAAUCACAUGCACACGAAAACUUUCGUAUGGAAUGCAAGCAAAGCUUACACCCUUUAAAUAUAGCUCUAUAGAGUAGAUCUAUGUGUAAUUAAACUAUAUAUAGGCUAUAUAUUGCUCGCCUUUAACAUUGAUUCUAUAGCAUGUCUUUUCCUCAUAUAUGCUGCUAUAAACUGCUAUUGUUGCUUCCAGGAUGACUACCUCUUAUUAUGCAAUGCAUUUUAUGAUAUACUCAAUACAUGCAUAUUAUGAAACUGCUUGUUGUAGCAUAGAUAAUGUAUUGGACUGAGUUAUAUUCCCACGUGCCUAUGAUAUUGGUUUUGUACACUGAAUGCUAAUUUAAUAAUAUCCCUUUACGAGUAUAGCACCCCUGAUUGACUGUUAUAAUGAAAUAUUAAAGAGUUCAUUAAACGUUGACUGCUGGUUGUAAUAGGCAACAUUCAAUUCAACAUGCAAUCGAUUUCUCACUGUGUUGAUGUGUAGGCUGUGAGAAAAUGACUAUGAAAACUAAAUCAAUUUAGCCGCUCUUGAGGGAACAAUUUAUUUGGAGUCUAAUGCAGUAUAUUACCUUCAUCAUUUUACAGCAUCAAGAAGCAUUAUGUUUUUUAAAUGUAUGAGUGGUGGUGCAGUCUGGAUCAAUGAUGUCCUAGGUGAAAACACAUUCGCUUUGCGUGUAUGAUGUCAAAUAUAAAUAGCCUUUGUUCAAACAUAAAUUUGUAGAGAUCUGUUUAGGGGAUAGCUUAUCCAAACAUCUUAAUUCUGUUAUCAUUUAUGGAUAAACACUAGAAGAUAAUCGGACGAAUUUGGGAUGUUUUUCCUCUUACAACAGCUCUCCUGAUCAUUUUAGGGAUGAAUCGAUUAUCUUAUCUGAUUUUUUUGUGAUGUGCUGAGUUAAAAGAAUAGUAAAAAAAAAUGUUAUUGUGUCAUCAUUUACUCACCCUCAUGUUGUACAUUUAUUUGUUCUGCUGAACACAGAGAAAAAUAUUUGUAAUGAAGCAAGAAACAGAAGCACAAUUAACUUAGGAAAAAUACUGGAUGUCAAUGGUGCUCAAAAUGGUUUGGUUACAAACAUUGCUCAAAAUAUCUUCUUUUUUGGUCAGCUGAACAAAGAAAAUUAUACAGGUUUGUAACAACAUUUUUUGGGUGAACCAUCCCUUAAAUCUGCUCGGAAACGUGUAGGGCCACUCUGAUCGCAAAUUAUAAAUAGUCAACAUGAUAAGCACACAGUUGAUGUUACCCAUUGAUUUCCAUAGCAUUCGUUUUCCUACUAUCAAAGUCAAUGGUUACUGUCAAUAGGCAUGUAUAUGUACAUGUAAUGUAUUUUAGUGAACGCUGUGAGGCGCUAUUGCGUUACCAUGUUUAUUACAUUGGCAGACA